UCGUUUGUUUACAUACCAACAAACUACAGUAUUGUUGUUGUUCCGCUCGCUUUCCCACAAAGCCUUAACUAAUCCUUUUCAACAUAAACCUCCAUGGAAUCGUUCGAAAUUUGCCGAGUUUGCAUGGAAGAAGUUAAACACGUUUGGCCAUUGUUUGAGCACUGCGGCAAGAUCCCACCGGAGCUAACGCCAGCGACGCUAAUCAGCGAAUGCGCGGGUAUUGCAAUCGACCCAAACGAUGGACUGCCCGACUUGGUGUGCGAUAGUUGUCUUGAAGCGAUGGCGAUAGCUUACACUAUCAGGCAGAAAUGUAUUUCCUCGGACAGAAAGCUCCGGAAAAUACUGCUCCGCAGUAACGCUUGCAGUGUGCCACAAGAGGUGAAACAGCAGGAACAUUCGACAGACGAAACCGUGGAAAGUGAUCGAGAGACCGAAUCAUGCGAGGCAAACGCAGUCAGUGAAAGUUUGGCGAAUGAAAAGGAGUCUAGUGGGGCGGACGAGGACUCAACAUCAGAAAACGCUAUCGAAAUUGCGUUAAAGGAAGAAUUAUCUCCUGCGUACUUUGACGAGGAAUACCUAAUCGAAGCUACUUACACAGAGCAGCCCGAAGAUGGUGACGGUGCAGAGCAACAAAUCGCGGAAGAUGAAUCUAAUGAUGAGAAGCUUGAAUUAGCAGAUCUCGAACAAUAUCCACAGCACGGUGUGGAGAAACUGUUUACCUGCGAAGUUUGCGAGAAGCGUUUCACGACCAAGGGCAAUAUGAAAGCUCAUGCGCUGCUGCACAGCAACCACAAACCGUUUAGCUGUGAGCUGUGCGGGGCAACGUUUGCCAAAAAGCAUAACUACAACAUGCACACGAUGCGUCACGCCGGCAAUCGAACCCACCCGUGUCCGGUGUGUGAAAAGUCGUUCGUGUGUGCGGUGAAUUUGAAGAACCACAUGCGCAUACACUGGAGCGUAAAGCCGUUUCAGUGUGAUUACUGUAGCAGAGAGUUUUGUCACCGAACGGAUAAGGCACGCCAUGAAGUUUCGCACACCGGCGAAUAUCCUUAUGGGUGUGAGAAAUGCCAGCGCAAGUUUUCCCGAAAUACGAGCCUUACCAAACAUCUGGUAAAAUGCAACGGAUCGAAAUCGAAACAUCCCAAUUGGAAAAGAAAGUCAAAAAUAGAACAACAUACCGAAUAAUAAAAAGAAAACAAAUACGUUUAGUAUCGUA
This is a messenger RNA of Anopheles arabiensis, 1216 nucleotides long. Its product is annotated as zinc finger protein 271-like. The coding region runs from base 94 to 1185 and encodes 363 amino acids. The transcript has a single exon. Gene Ontology annotation, biological process: regulation of transcription by RNA polymerase II. Gene Ontology annotation, molecular function: zinc ion binding; RNA polymerase II cis-regulatory region sequence-specific DNA binding; DNA-binding transcription factor activity, RNA polymerase II-specific. The record is from RefSeq and is a predicted model, not a curated record. Lineage: Eukaryota; Metazoa; Arthropoda; Insecta; Diptera; Culicidae. Gene Ontology annotation, cellular component: nucleus.